This is a messenger RNA of Vespa velutina, 922 nucleotides long. Its product is annotated as thyroid transcription factor 1-associated protein 26 homolog. The transcript has 6 exons. The record is from RefSeq and is a predicted model, not a curated record. NCBI's taxonomy places the organism in Eukaryota, Metazoa, Arthropoda, Insecta, Hymenoptera, Vespidae. The coding region runs from base 258 to 770 and encodes 170 amino acids. Gene Ontology annotation, cellular component: nucleus.
ACGAAAAACCUACGGGUUGCUGCGUUCGGGUUGCGUCUUCGAAUGCAGUGACGGAAGCUCUAAAAAUAGCUGGCCAGCGAUUACUGUUCUUCCAAGAGUUCUUUGUCCGCCAACUUUCCUUACUUGACCGUCAGAGAGAGGGAGAGAGAAAUAGAGAGACGGGUCGAGAAACGUUAAGCUCGACGACGCAAAGGACGCGAGAAGGAGCAAUUACGCCGAAUAAGAGCUUAUUCCGAAGAUUCGUCGAGAAAAUAACCAUGCGACGCGAGAACCAAAUCGAAAAUAAGGCUGCGUUCAAUAAUGAUUCGAAAACGUUGAAAAACGUUGAGAAGAAGGUAUUUGACAAGAAGAAGCAUAGAUUAAAGAAGUAUAGCAAUAAAUAUAAGGUCGAACAACGGCAAGAGCGAAUGAAACUAGCGGUUUUGCGUGAUUAUUAUGAAGAAUUUCUCAAGGAUCAACAUGGCCGGCGAAAGGGAACCGAAACGAAAGUCGAAACAUUGUCGGGACACGAUACGAGCAAGCCAAAGAAAAGUCCGAAUUACUUCGACGUAAUAAGAAAGGAGUACGAGCGAAAGAAGGAAGAUAAGAAAAGGAAGAAAGAAGAAAAGCUUAGGAUAAUAGCGGAAAGGGAGGAAGCUUUACGAAAGUACAAAGAGAAAAAAAUGCAGGCUUAUAAAAAACUGUCGAAGAAGACUAAAAAGGGUCAGCCUGUUAUUAAGGAGAGAAUAGAACUUUUGUUGCAAAAGAUACAACAGGAUAAAGCCAAUUGAAUGGGGAUAUCUUUGGAAUUAAACGUAAACGAGUCUUAUGUACGAGUUUAUCUCCUAGUUUGAAUCGACUCGUUCAUAGAAAAUUUAAUUUCAUCGUUACUUUUUAAAAUCUGUACAAAAUAAAUAAAUAAAUAAAUAAAUAAAUAAAACGA